Molecule: messenger RNA, 5599 nt
Organism: Coregonus sp. 'balchen'
Lineage: Eukaryota; Metazoa; Chordata; Actinopteri; Salmoniformes; Salmonidae
Source: the annotation of a GenBank genome assembly
AACGUUUUAAAGGAAUGCUUUAACCCUAACCCUAAUCCUCCACUCUGGGAACCACCUAAUUUCCUCCUCUGUGUGGUUUUCUAUUUCAGUAUCGUGUCAUUGCUGAUCAAAGUCACCAGCAAGUACAGAGUGAAUCGCAGUGGAAUCAGUCCCCUCCACCUGGCUGCCGAGUGCAACAGGGAUGAAGUUGUGGAGGUCUUGAUUGAGGCCGGCUACGACGUCAACGCCAUGCUUUCAGAGGACCGCUCCAUGAUGUACGAGGACCACCGUAGGACGACUCUCUAUUUCGCCGUCUCCAACGGCAAUGUGGAUGCAACCACCAUGCUUCUAGAAGCCGGCGCCAUCCCAAACCUGGACACCGUCAACCCACUACUGGUAGCCGUGAGGCAGGGAAGUAGCGAAUUGGUCACUUUGCUGGUGGAGCACGGGGCCAAUGUCAACGCCUACGUCCCCACUCACCCCACCUCAUUCCCGGCCACCGUCAUGUUCGGUAUGAAGUACCUGUCCAUGCUGAAGUAUCUGAUGGACAAUGGCUGCGACGCCCUCUCCUGUUUUAGUUGCACUUACGGCAGUGGUCCACACCCACCCCUUCAGGAGACCUCUGAGAGGGAUGACUUGCGCUACAAUACCGAUACACGCAGAAAUACUGGGGAACCUGUUCAGGUAAACAAAAUAACAGUGAAAUGUUUAGUAUGUGCGUCUGUGUAAUAUAUAUAUACAUACACUCUAAAUAUAAUGCCAAUUAAGAAUGAGGGGGAAUAUUAGGUGGCCAAAAUGUAAAUUUAGCCAGGAAUUAACACCCCGACUCUUGCGAGAAGUGGGAUUUUUAAUGACCACAGAGAGUCAGGACAACUGUUCAACAUCCCAUCCGAAAGACAGAACUCUGAGCAGGGAAAUGUCCCCUUCACUGCCAUGGGAUUCGAUCUUAAGACAAGAGUGCCCCCUACUGGUCCUCCAACACCACUUCCAGCAGCAUCUGGUCUCCCAUCCAGGACCAACCCUGCUUAGCUUCAGAGGUAAGCCAGCAGUGGGAUGCAGGGUGGUACGCUGCCGGCAACAGUAGAACAGUUGUAAGUACUAUGUAACAAUGGAAAGAAAGUGUAUUCAAAUGCGCUUUAGUCCAGCUUGAACAAAAAGGUCAUCAGGUCCUAGACUGAGGGACUUGAAAAUCCCCAAAACAUUCCUUACCCCAGGACAAUUCACCAGGUGGAAAUAAAGAAAAAGGAACACUGUUUCAUAAUAUAUACCGUCAAUAAAUUAUCAGAUCUAUGCAGAAACAGAGAUCUAAUUUGUCUUUAUUUUCCUGGAUAGUCACCAGUUGAAUUGUCCUGGGGUAAGGAAUGUUUUUUUGGAUUUACUAUGUAACAAUGUUUACCUACACUGUAAUCGCCUGUAACUGUUAUGCUGUCAUGUUAGCUCAUAGGUACAGUUGAAGUCGGAAGUUUACAUACACCUUAGCCAAAUACAUUUAAACUCAGUUUUUCACAAUUCCUGACAUGUAAUCCUAAUAAAACUUCCCUGUCUUAGGUCAGUUAGGAUCACCACUUUAUUUUAAGAAUGUGAAAUGUCAGAUUUAUGAUUUAUUUCAGCUUUUAUUUCUUUCAUCACAUUCCCAGUGGGUCAGAAGUUUACAUACACUCAAUUAGUAUUUGGUAGCAUUGCCUUUAAAUUGUGGUCAAACGUUUCGGGUAGCCUUCCACAAGCUUCCCACAAUACGUUGGGUUAAUUUUGGCCCAUUCCUCCUGACAAAGCUGGUGUAACUGAGUCAGGUUUGUAGGCCUCCUUACUCGCACACGCUUUUUCAGUUCUGCCCACAAACUGUCUAUAGGAUUGAGGUCAGGGCUUUGUGAUGGCCACUCCAAUACCUUGACUUUGUUGUCCUUAAGCCAUUUUGCCACAACUUUGGAAGUAUGCUUGGGGUCAUUGUCCAUUUGGAAGACCCAUUUGCGACCAAGCUUUAACUUCCUGACUGAUGUCUUGAGAUGUUGCUUCAAUAUAUCCACAUAAUUUUCCUUCCUCAUGAUGCCAUCUAUUUUGUGAAGUGCACCACUCCCUCCUGCAGCAAAGCACGCCCACAGCAUGAUGCUGCCACUCCCGUGCUUCACGGUUGAGAUGGUGUUCUUCGGCUUGCAAGGGUCCCCCUUUUUCCUACAAACAUAACGAUGGUCAUUAUGGCCAAACAGUUCUAUUUUUGUUUAAUCAGACCAGAGGACAUUUCUCCAAAAAGUAUGAUCUUUGUCCCCAUGUGCAGUUGCAAACCGUAGUCUGGCUUUUUUAUGGCGGUUUUGGAGCAGUGGCUUCUUCCUUGCUGAGCGGCCUUUAAGGUUAUGUCGAUAUUUGACUCGUUUUACUGUGGAUAUAGAUACUUUUGUACCUGUUUCCUCCAGCAUCUUCACAAGGUCCUUUGCUGUUGUUCUGGGAUUUAUUUGCACUUUUCGCACCAAAGUACGUUAUUCUCUAGGAGACAGAACGCGUCUCCUUCCUGAGCGGUAUGACGGUUGCGUGGUCCCAUGGUGUUUAUACUUGCAUACUAUUGUUUGUACAGAUGAACGUGGUACCUUCAGGCGUUUGGAAAUUGCUCCCAAGGAUGAACCAGACUUGUGGAGGUCUACCAUCUUUUUUCUGAGGUCUUGGCUGAUUACUUUUGAUUUUCCCAUGAUGUCAAUCAAAGAGGCACUGAGUUUGAAGGUAGGCCUUGAAAUACACCCACAGGUACACCUCCAAUUGACUCAAAUGAUUUCAAUUAGCCUAUCAGAAGCUUCUAAAGCCAUGACAUCAUUUUCUGGAAUUUUCCAAGCUGUUUAAAGGCACAGUCAACUUCGUGUAUGUAAACUUCUGACCCACUGGAAUUGUGAUAUAGUGAAUUAUAAGUGAAAUAAUCUGUCUGUGAAAAUGACUUGUGUCAUGCCCAAAGUAGAUGUCCUAACCGACUUGCCAAAACGAUAGUUUGUUAACAAGAAAUUUGUGGAGUGGUUGGAAAACGAGUUUUAAUGACUCCAACCUAAGUGUAUGUAAACUUCGGACUUCAACUGUAUUUGGGACACUUCUUGUAAAGUAGGGACUUCAAAAUACAAUAUACCAUAGCCUAUCAUUGCUUUUUGUGUUUCCAUCAUUAGUUCUGUGAGAUCAUCUCUGCUCGCUGGGCAGGACCAAUCAUAGAUGUACUCCUGGAUUACGUUGGCCAUGUGAAACUCUGCUCCAGACUUACUGAGCACCUAGAUAGCUUGGAGGACUGGGAAGUCAUCAAGGAGAAAGCAAGUGAGAGUCCCGCACACAUGCACACUUACUGUACAAACACACAGACACACCUACACAUAUUACACAACAUAAGGUAGCAUUUUGGUGUAGCAGUACUUUAUGCAUGGUUGAUAAGCAGGGUUCAUACCAGCCUGUUACAGUGGUGCCUUGACCAGGAUCCCAGAGCUAAUGUCUAUCUAGCAGCUGCUGGCAGGCUCAUAACUUGCUAUGGGUACAGGGGGGUCAUGACUCCAACUAUAUUAGUGACAGGUCUAUUUGAACCCUCAAUAAUAUACCAUGAUGAAUUUGAUUGAUUGGAAAUUAUUUUCCCACCGUAAAGUGUCAGGUAGCUACUGGCUUUCUGUGGCUUUACACCACACAGUGUUUCUCAAUUCCUCAAUUCCUCAUUUUAUGAUUGGAUCCCCUUGCCACCAAUUAUGCUUUUGGUUUGGCCCAGUCCUCAGAAGGGAAAAAAAGUUAAGCAAGGCUUGUAAGGAGAACAGAGAAACGUGCAAUAUAGAACGUUAUAUUUAGUCAAAUGGAGAAAGUUUAUAUUGUGAAGUGAUGCCCAUAUCACGUGUGAGUGCUAGUUUUCAAAAUAAGUGGUAAUUGGUAACGGUUAUAUUGGGAUCAAUUUUGAGAGCUCAAUGACAACUUUGGAAGUAUUGUAAACCUUCAAAUAAUUAUCUGAACCUCGGGCAGUAGGCUCAAGCAAGCCUUUUUCUCUCAGUGCAGCUUUCCCUGCCUGUCUCUCAGACUUUGACCAUGUCACGAUCGUCGGGAACAGAGGACCAAUGCGCAGCGUUAUUUGCGAACAUAUUUAUUAAAUAAAGAUCAAACGAACAAAAACAACAAAACGAUAACGUGACGUCCUUGGAUCAAACACAACCUACUUGGAACAAGAUCCCACAAACACUGUGGGAAAAACUGGCUGCUUAAGUAUGGUUCUCAAUCAGAGACAACAAGCAACAGCUGAAACACGUUGCCUCUGAUUGAGAACCACACUGGCCAACAUAGAAAUUCUAAACUAGAAUGACAAACAAAUGAAAACUCACACCCUGGCUCAACAUACUAGAGUCCCCAGAGCCAGGGCGUGACAGACCAGCAGCGGCAGCCUAUCCUCCUUAUUUAUGUUCAGAAAACAAAUGUGAAGGCCAAAAUUGUGGGGGGACAGCACUAAUCAUGUUUAUGCAACCUAAUAAUCACCCUUAGAAUAUUUCUAGAACCAACUUAACUAAAGGUUGGAAGCACUGAUCUGGCUAAAUGCACAAAUGCAGAUGGGCAACCCCAGGCUUCAGCCUAUUUAUUUAUAGCCAGUAUGCUGCAUCAGUUAGGCUACAGGUUAUUUCGCUUAUUGCUUAUUGCUAAAUAACACACCAGCCUGAUAACAUGGACCAGUAUGUUGUUAGCCUAAUUUAUUAUGGUGACUUUCUGAAUUAUAAUAGACACCCUUGGCUGCUGGGCUUACUGAUGUGAUGAGGGGGAUGUCAUCAGUGGUGUAAAGUACUUAAGUAAAAAUGCUUUAAAGUACUACUUAAGUAUUUUUUGGGGUAUCUGUACUGUACUUUACUAUUUAUAUUCUUGACAACUUUUACUUUUACUUCACUACAUUCCUAAAGAAAAUAUUGUACUUUUUACUCCAUACAUUUUCCCUGACAACCCAAAGUACUUGUUAUAUUUUGAAUGCUUAGCAGGAUAACACGUGGUCAUCCCUACUGCCUAUGGUCUGGCGGACUCACUAAACACAAAUGCUUCUUUUGUAAAUAAUGUCUAAUUGUUGGAGUGUGCCCCUGGCUAUCCGUACAUUUUUAAAACAAGAAAAUGGUGCUGUCUGCUUUGCUUAAUAUAAGGAAUUUGAAAUGAUUUAUACUUUUACUUCUACUUUUGAUACUUAAGUAUAUUUGAGCAAUUACAUGUACUUUUGAUACUUAAGUAUAUUUAUAACCAAAUACUUUUAGACUUUUACUCAAGUACUAUUUUACUGAGUGACUUUCACUUUUACUUGAGUAACUUUCUAUUAAGGUAUCUAUACUUUUACUCAAGUAUGACAGUUGGGUACUUUUUCCACCACUGGAUGUCAUGCAUGCAUGCACACAUGACACUGCCCAAACGGCCACUUAUUUGGAAUGACUUGUGCACAUGUUCUGUAUUUUCUAUAUACAAGCGUCACAUACAGUAUUACCGUAUCUGUUGCCAUUGUCUUCCAGCGCCAUCACGUCCACUGAUGCAGCUGUGCAGGCUGAAGAUUCGCCAGCAGGUUGGAAUCCACAGACUGAGGUGCAUCAAAAAACUGCCCCUCCCACCACGACUAAUCAAGUACCUCAACCACGAAGAGCACAACCAAGAAGAGUUUUGUGAAUAA